Penicillium pulvis is the source of this 1506-nucleotide messenger RNA. RefSeq names its product membrane insertase OXA1. The transcript is spliced from 3 exons. The coding region runs from base 1 to 1506 and encodes 501 amino acids. Lineage: Eukaryota; Fungi; Ascomycota; Eurotiomycetes; Eurotiales; Aspergillaceae. Gene Ontology annotation, molecular function: membrane insertase activity. Gene Ontology annotation, cellular component: mitochondrial inner membrane. The record is from RefSeq and is a predicted model, not a curated record. Gene Ontology annotation, biological process: mitochondrial respiratory chain complex IV assembly; protein insertion into mitochondrial inner membrane from matrix.
AUGAUGGGUGCUACUGGUCUCAAAGGGGCUGGUAUGGCUACUGCCAUUGCCCGGAAACGACUCAUUGCUUCGCCUCGGUCUUCGCGAUUGAUGUCUACUUUCCGUACCCAGCGCGUGCGCCUGCCUGGUUCACCAGGUCAACUCACUUCAGGGCUCUCCGGUAACGCGUCACGAUGGGCAACACCGGCUGUUGCUGGCCCGGUCGCUGUCCGUUUCAACUCUACCACUUCCGAUUCCCUCGCGCUUCCGACUCAGGCACCGGGCGAACUGCCGAAGAUCGAGGACCUCUCUGCGAUUGAUAUUGCUAGCAUUCCGGAGCACAUCGGAUACCUGAAGAGUCUUGGUUUGGAUUAUGGCUGGGGUGUGUCAUCAUUGAUGGAGUGGACCCUCGAACACAUUCACAUGUGGACUGGCAUGCCCUGGUGGGCCAGUAUUGUCAGCUGUGGUAUUUUAAUUCGUCUGGCGCUCCUGAAGCCGAUGCUUGAUGCCUCCAACAAUGGAGCCAAGUUGCACAACCUCAAGCCCGUUCUCAACCCACUUCGACAGAGGAUGUUGGCGGCUGCGCAGGCCAAUAAUCAGAUCGAGGUUCAGCGCUUGAGAGCUGAAACCAAGCAGGUCCAUGUCAACAACGGUGUCGCCCUAUACAAGAGUAUGAUUCCUAUGCUCCAGGCGCCGCUGGGUUUUGGAAUGUUCCGAGUUCUCCGAGGCAUGACAGGCCUCCCUGUGCCGGCCUUGUUGAAUGAGCAGGUCCUGUGGCUGACUGACCUGACCGUGUCCGAUCCAUACUUGAUUCUCCCUAUCAUCAGUUCUUAUUGCUUGUACAGAACUUUCAAGAAAGGAGGUGAAGCCGGUUUGACUGAGCUCAUGAAUGGUCCCGCAGGCAAGGGCCUUCUCUAUGGUCUCCCAAUCCUCACCCUGACUUUCACUGCUUUCAUGCCCAGUGCGCUCCAGUUGUACUUUGUUUCUACAGGUAUCUGGGCCUUGGGUCAAGCCCACAUCGUGCACAACCCGUCAUUCCGCCGCUGGAUGAAGAUGGAAGUUCCUCAAAUAGUUGGUGAAACCGAGCGGAUGGACGAUAGCCUGUCACAGCUGACCCGUCGUCUGCAAGAAGAGCAGCAACGAAGGCUCCGCCAGGCCCAAGCCCAGUACCUAGAAGCUGAAGUCGACCCCUCCAAGAUGAGCGCUAUCGACCGGUGGAUGAAGGGUGGCAAGGAUUAUUUCAAGGAGCUCCAGGAACAAAUCUCCAAGGGUGCCAAGAACGUUACUGGCUCUGGUGGUCCGGAGACAAACGCAGAUGGUUCCCCUGCCGCGGCGCCGCGUCUUACUGAGAACCAGCGCAAGAGGGCGACAAAGGAAGAGGAGGAACAAAGUGCAUAUGAAAAGGAGGAGCGUCAGCGCCGUAAUGAAGAACGUCGCUUAGCUCAUAAGCAGGCGCUGGAGAACGAGAGAGAGCGUGCGAAGAGCUCAAUGCGGAGACAUCAGCAAGCUGCGCGACGACGGAGCUGA